Thrips palmi is the source of this 3132-nucleotide messenger RNA. RefSeq names its product colorectal mutant cancer protein. The coding region runs from base 258 to 2882 and encodes 874 amino acids. Lineage: Eukaryota; Metazoa; Arthropoda; Insecta; Thysanoptera; Thripidae. The transcript has 17 exons. Gene Ontology annotation, molecular function: calcium ion binding. The record is from RefSeq and is a predicted model, not a curated record.
UGCGAAUAUCGCAGGGGACUGUCAAUUGACUGACACAUUAUUCGCAGUCUAUUGCUUUCUUCGUGAUAACUUUUAGUUGGUUCUGACCUGUUCUCGACAUCGCCUGCUUGGGUCUUCAAGUUAAAAAUAAAACACUCAAAGUAGAGAGAAGAACCUGGCCAGACAACUUAGUUCACUCAGAGAAGGAGGGUUAGACUAAAUUUCUGUCUAUUAGCAACAGCUUCUCAAAUAUUUGUGUCUUAGAAGACAAUACUACAAUGGAAUCGGCUGAACAGCAUUUAGAGGCUUGUGGAGAAAGUGAAGAUGCCAACUCAACCUGUGAGGAAGAACGAAUCCGCAAACUCUUUCAGGCUUGUGACUGUGAUGGUGAUGGUUUCAUAGACAGUCAAGAUUUGCUAUCAGUAUGUCGUGAACUCAACCUGGAGGAUUCAUUGGACGAAUUAAUGCGAGAGCUUGGAGCUGAUGAAAAUGGCAGAAUAUCUUAUCAAGAAUUUCUUCGACGUCGCAUUGCUCUGCGGCCGGAAAUUGAUGCUUUGCGUAGUAGCAGCACUUCUAAUACCAGGCAUCAAUGCACUGAAUACCUGCCUACCAGCAGUGACAACAGUCUUGGUGCUACUUCUGCGGGAAAGCAUGAGAGCUGGGAAUUUGACAGUGGGGCCCGUGAUCUCAGCCCUGAGCCACACUCUUUACAGAAGCUAGUCGCAGCUGCAGGUGGAAGCACCUCAUCUGGAAAUCUCCUACAACUGGCUAAUAAGCUGCAUCUAGCGGCAUUGACCUCCCUCAAGAGCGACAUUCUAGACCUCACUGAACGCUUACACGCUGCUUCACAAGAGAGGGACUUGCUGGAAACAGCCUUGACUAAGACAGAGGUGGAACGUCUGAGACUGGAGGGUGAUGCAGAGGUGCAGGCUCACCGCAUCACAGAGCUCCACAGUGUCAUUGCAGAGCUGAGCCGCAAACUGGACCGCCAGCGGAGCGCAGUCAUCGCGGAGGAGAACGACCAGGAGCAGGACCGUGACGACGGUCAGGGUGACGGCCACGAUGGGAUGCCCACCACCAGCCUCCUGGAUGAUGAAGUCGUCAUCGAACCAGAGGCAGACUGCUCAGAUUUUGAAGAGGGAGCCAUUCAGCGAGACAUUACCAAUGCUGAUGAGUCAGAAGGGCAAGAUGUUGAGCAAACGAUUGAUGAUGUGGUUUCAAACAACAGCUCUGAUAGCGAGCUAGGCCAUCCACUACAAGUCAAAAGAAAUGCCCUGAAUAGAGGUGCCUCUCUCUCAUGUCGCAGUUUAGAGCUUGCUGCUUUGAGGGAAGAACUUAUCCACAUUCGAGCUGAAAAUUCAACUCUUGCAGAUCAGCUGACUAGGCAGAAUGCUGAACUUGCUCGUGCCCAGGCUCUUCGGCGUGAGAGAGAUAGACUAAAGCGCAAGUUAAAGGAUUUGGAAUGCCGUUUCAACGAAAGUGACGGCGUGGACCACAUUCCACAACCCUCCUCACUGUCUUCAAUAGCACCCUGUUCAUCUAGUAUACCAGGCUCUCCUAGCCAUGGAGCAGCACUUCCAGGUGUGCCACGAGACUCGGAUAUUCCUGUGCUGAAAGUUGCAGAAAGAGUACGAUUAAAACGUAUGGACCAACCAAUAACAGGCCCAGAAAUAGCAUCAGUAGGUGUGUCCACAACACAAAUGGCGGAGCACCUGGUUUCUGCCCUGGCUGAGGAGUCAGACUUGUUGGAGCUUGGUCGCCAUGGUCAUGAUGAACAGGCUCGCCAGCAGUUGGAUAUAGAGAUAGAAAGACUCCACUCACGAUUGGAGCACUCGCGUGCUCAUAAUAAUGUUCUGUCCCUUUCUCUUGAGGAGUGUAAAAACCAAAGUGAUAAGCUGCAUUUGCUAGUUGGAAAAUAUGAAUCCAAUGCAAUUGCACUACGCUUGGCACUAGGGUAUGCUGACAGAGCAACAGCUGCCUAUGAUUGUCUCGUGGCCCUACUUGAAAGUGAAUUGGCAUUGAUUCUCAGAGGUGCAUCAGCGAGUAAAGAUGAGGUUGACGACAGACGAUCUGCUGAGAGAGCAGCAUGGAGUCUUCUAGAAGCAGAACAAUAUGGAAGGUGCACAAAAGAGGGGGAUUGGGGUCCAGGAGAUGAGCAGAGGCUGAGAGAACUUAUAUCUAGGCUAAAAAUGGAUCGAAGUAGAGUUUGUGACACAAUUGUUGAACUUGAGAGCGUGCAUGCUGAAGCUCUCAGCACAAGGGUGCCUGUUUCUCUGACUGAGGCACGAAAACUUGAUUUAGAAACUGCUGUGUUGAUGCAGGAACUAAUGGCAAUGAGAGAGGACAAGGCAGAGCUACGAGCACGUCUGUAUCUUUUGGAAAAAGAACGUGCUGCUCUUGAACUACGUUUGAGUAGCCAGGACACCCAGAGACAAGCCCAAGCAGCAUCAAUAAUGCACUUGCAAUCUCAAUUGCAAGAAUUGGAGGUUCAUAGCAGGGACACAACCUGUGGGAAUGAAGGUGAUGCACAGGAAACAGAACUGACAGCAGCUCUAAGAAGAGAAAGCCAUUUGAAGAGUAGAGUUCAUGAGCUGGUAGACACUUUAGAUAAAGUCAGUCGAAAUUCUGAGCAAAGGCACUUGCAGUCUGCAGAGUUAGUAAAUGACUUAAAGCGAGCAAACAGCACACUUGUACAGACUCUAGAAAAAUCAAAGAAAAAGUACCAAUCAAGGUUGAAAAAGCUGGAACAGCAGAUGUUGUCAAUGGUUGAACGUCACUCUUGUCAGGUGCGGACACUCAAACAAAGAAUAGUAGCAUUGGAACAGGAGACAAAAUCCAACAUUUCUCAGCCAGCACCAGCAGGCCCUGAUCCUCAUGCCACUCCCAGUGAAACAACUCUGUGAUUUUAUAUGGCAUUUUAUUUUCAAAAAUCAAUGUAAGAUUGACCAAGAAUGAUUAGAGGUGACCCAACUUAUAAUUGGAAUAAUUUAUGCAAGUUUGCAUGAUUGAACUGGAAUUUUCUCCUUCAUUGUAUACGUGAUUUUCAUUGAGAUACAUUAUUAUGACUGUCUCAAAUUAAACCCAAAUUGUAAAAGUAGAUUUAGCAAGAAAUAAAUCUAAUAAUCAAGUUGUCAUAAAAGGGAUUUCAUGUUU